AUGUAUCCAACAUCGAUAAACAAAGGUGUUAACCUAGUUACGAAUAGCAGAAUGGGUUACUGUAGCACGAACAAACCCCUUCGUUAUAGAGAGGUGUUUUCUAAAGUCUCUUCAAUUCGAAAACCGCUUCCGCAAUUGACCUCGGUCUAUAACUCAUCAUGCUCGCCGCGAAACGACACUAAAUCGUUCAGUUUACAAAAACCGCUGUCUGUCCCCUUUCUUUCUCACAAGGACAUCAGGAUCCAGGUGAGAAGUGAAUAG
Messenger RNA from Caenorhabditis briggsae, 261 nucleotides. Bases 1 to 261 code for a protein of 86 amino acids. Lineage: Eukaryota; Metazoa; Nematoda; Chromadorea; Rhabditida; Rhabditidae. The record is from RefSeq and is a predicted model, not a curated record. The transcript has 2 exons.